This is a messenger RNA of Mucor mucedo, 738 nucleotides long. RefSeq lists its product as uncharacterized. The transcript has 6 exons. Gene Ontology annotation, cellular component: BRISC complex; BRCA1-A complex; nuclear body. The coding region runs from base 1 to 738 and encodes 245 amino acids. The record is from RefSeq and is a predicted model, not a curated record. Gene Ontology annotation, biological process: protein K63-linked deubiquitination; mitotic G2 DNA damage checkpoint signaling; positive regulation of DNA repair. Lineage: Eukaryota; Fungi; Mucoromycota; Mucoromycetes; Mucorales; Mucoraceae.
AUGAAAGAAGUAAUUGAAAUUGACGAUGACACUUCCAUGCAAGACGCCCAUUUUCAAUUGGUAGAGAACAAACCAAGAAGAAUCAUCUUUUGCAUUGACACUUCUGCUGAAAUGGCUGAAGAGUUGAAAGCUUCUGCAAACACGGGUAUAUCUAAUACAAACUUAUAUCAUAGUAGCUCACGUAUGGAGAGUAUACAAAGAUUUUUAAAGCGGUUUGCGAAUAUCAACGCAAUGAUAGGAAAUCGACAAGAUCAGUAUGCUUUAAUGACAUUAGCCGAAAAUGCAACAUGGUGGUUUGGUUUCGAUACAGACAUCCAAAAAUUAAGCAAAGAAAUCAGCUUUCUGGACAGUGAAGUACAGGAAUACAAUUCAACAUUUGAUAUCAAAUCGAUUUUUAGAGAAAUUGAAAAAAAUGCAGACGUGCGUGAUGAUGCGUAUUUCUAUCAUGUUAUUGUCAUUUAUGCAAGGACAGAUGUUAUGCCUUAUUUGGAACAAAGAGACCAGAUUGCACAUAUUCGGGAUUUACCGAAUUUUGUGAUGGAUCUGUUGUUUUUGCAUGAUGCAUCAGAUAAAGUGCAGGAUGUUUAUGACUUUUGGGACCAUCUAGAUAGUGAGGUACAUCAAGGGUGGUAUUAUGAAUCAGGACCCGUUACAGGGAAAGAUAUGCUGACAAGAGCUUUAGCAGAAUUGAUAGCACAUCCAUUACAAAGAGGAAAUCAAGAAUUUAUAAGCAGAUAA